AGGUGACAGGGUUUUGUGGAGUCUUCCUUGUCAGCAUGUCUGGUCGCGGCAAAGGCGGGAAGGGCCUGGGCAAGGGGGGCGCCAAGCGCCACCGCAAGGUGCUGCGCGACAACAUCCAGGGCAUCACCAAGCCCGCCAUCCGGCGGCUGGCCCGGCGCGGCGGCGUCAAGCGCAUCUCCGGCCUCAUCUACGAGGAGACCCGCGGGGUGCUCAAGGUUUUCCUGGAGAACGUGAUCCGGGACGCCGUCACCUACACGGAGCACGCCAAGCGCAAGACGGUCACGGCCAUGGACGUGGUGUACGCGCUCAAGCGCCAGGGCCGCACCCUCUACGGCUUCGGAGGCUGAGCUCCAGGUUCCCGGCUUCCGGGGCUCUGCACCCCCGUCCCGCCCUGUCUACUAACAAAAGGCCCUUUUCAGGGCUCCCCCCACUCUCACAGAGGAGCCGUGACGCUGGUUUGACGCUCGCUGGUCCGCGUCCCGCACGGGUCGCUCCCUCUCCUGUUGCAAACCUACAACAGCGAACCUUUCCGCCUGGCUUGGGGUCUUGUUAGCUGCGAAUUCGCUCGAGGAAGCAGGUCGUGUGAAGAGGCUUCUGAGGCCUGCGGUGGACACAACUUACUUUUUGAGGCUUAACUGUGGGCCUGCUGGGGAGACCCCCCUCCUGUGAUCGGCCCCUUGCCAGAAGUCCUGCAGAGUCCGCUUGGCAGAGUUGAAAAAGUUUUCAGACUUAAAGUUAGGGAAGUUUUUAUUCUAAGGUGGCAAUCUAUUAAGUUUGUAAUUGAGGGCUCCGUUCCCUCUAAAUGUCACCUGUCAAUCAGGUCAGUGGUGUCUAAGUCUGGAGGGGCCAUUAAUGUCCUAUUGUUCGCCAUCACUUACUUCCCACGAAGAGUAGACGGCUUUUAAAAGUUAACGCUAAAUGUGUUUUUGUAUGUUUUAAGGGCAAGGAUCCUAAUCGGUGCUCGUUCAGCGUUAAUUUAUGACGUACAAAUGGUGGAUGUAACACAUGGAAAAUGUACUUUUAACUCGUGGGGAAAUGUCAGCUUUGGCACCAGCAAGUGGACCCACGUGAACUUUGGACAUAAAGAC
This is a messenger RNA of Panthera uncia (snow leopard), 1088 nucleotides long. Its product is annotated as histone H4. Bases 36 to 347 code for a protein of 103 amino acids. Gene Ontology annotation, cellular component: nucleosome. Gene Ontology annotation, molecular function: structural constituent of chromatin; DNA binding; protein heterodimerization activity. Gene Ontology annotation, biological process: nucleosome assembly. The record is from RefSeq and is a predicted model, not a curated record. Lineage: Eukaryota; Metazoa; Chordata; Mammalia; Carnivora; Felidae. The transcript has a single exon.